Molecule: messenger RNA, 1192 nt
Organism: Amphimedon queenslandica
Lineage: Eukaryota; Metazoa; Porifera; Demospongiae; Haplosclerida; Niphatidae
Product: programmed cell death protein 2-like
Exons: 5
Coding region: 1-1092 (363 amino acids)
Biological process (GO): apoptotic process
Cellular component (GO): cytoplasm
Source: RefSeq, a predicted model, not a curated record
AUGGCGACCCCUCAUAGUCCUUUGCUUUUAGCUGUUUCUGAUGGUCACUGUUCUUCUCCUUCGCUUUCACCGUUUGAAAACAAAUUAGGAGGUUUUCCAGAUUUCUUUCCAGAAGUAGUCCUCUCUGUUCCUCCAUCUUGUUCCAGCUGCAAUGGAUUCAUGCUCCACCUACUUCAGGCCUACUGUCCACUAGAAGGCUCCCCAUAUCACAGACUACUUCACAUUUUUUGUUGCAGUCAGCCAUCUUGUUGGUCACACAAAAGUGGGUGGUUAGUCUUACGGUCUCAAAAGAGGGACACCCCCUCACAACUUGAGGCGGGAGAAGGCCCACCUGUAAAUACUAGCAUUGGCUAUGAAUGGUGUGAUGACGCUCAUGAUUGGGGAACUGAAACUAAUGAAGAGCUAUUACAUGGUACCUUACCAUUAUCCAGUGAUAUAUCAACAGUCACUGAUUCAUUUGAUCAAUUAAACAUUAGUGGAGCUGAUCAAAUCAAUACAGUAUCAGUAAAUACUACUACUAAUCCAUACUAUCAUAGCAAUGGUGAUUCUUUGUGUUACCCAUCGUAUUACAUAAGUGUAUUACCAGUCAGUGAACUUAUCAUCAAUGAAGUGUCAUCGAGUGAUAGUAGAGAGAUAGAGCUAAUGGAAGCUUAUUAUAAAGAGAAUCCACAAUGGCAAGAAGAAAGGGGAGAAGGAGGAGGAGGAGGAGAGGGGUAUGAGAGGGUCACUGAUGUUCACAGAAGGUUCUUAAAAUUUAAGGAAGAGAUGACAAAAUGCCCACAGCAAUUAGUCAGGUAUCAGCGUGGUGGUCAGCCCCUGUCAUUACAAGACAUUAACGAGAUUCCUUCAUGCAAUCACUGUGGUGGCCCACUUGUAUUUGAGCUGCAACUACUGCCACAGAUCAUAUACUUGCUUCAGGAGGAUCUGAAAUUUCAGGACCACGUACAAGGGGCCUUGAGACUACCAGUGGUGGAAUAUGGUACUGUCCUUGUGUUUACUUGUAGCAGUAGCUGCUGGAAGGAAGGAAAGAAUGGAUUCCAAACUGAAUGUACUGUCAUACAGCAAGUGGAUGAAGAGCAUAUGCACUACUGAUGACUAUCAGAAACUUCUGUUGUUGUUAUUAUUAUUAUUGAAGUUUUAUUUUAUGAUUAUAAAUCAGAAAAACUGAUAAAUCAAUGUUGAUAAAUGAUAA